Molecule: messenger RNA, 3311 nt
Organism: Aedes albopictus (Asian tiger mosquito)
Lineage: Eukaryota; Metazoa; Arthropoda; Insecta; Diptera; Culicidae
Product: basic proline-rich protein
Exons: 2
Coding region: 101-3214 (1037 amino acids)
Source: RefSeq, a predicted model, not a curated record
GUAUGUUUACAAAACAUUUUAAGAAACAAAAUUAGAUUUCAUUAUCGAAAACCCAUUUAAGCUCUGGGGACGCUUGUCAGCAAAUUCUGUUCCCUUAGAAAUGUUUAGUCAGUUUGUCGUGCAGUUCUUAUUUUUGGUUUUUGUUCCACUGUUUAUAGAUGCUGAUGGUUACCUAAAAUGGGAUGGACAAUGUGGUGGAGAAAAACAACCAAGCCAAUGGUAUCCUCGGCCAGUUGCUUUGCACGUUGGAAACGAGUGUUAUCCUUUCAAACCGGACGAUGGAUCCUCCGAUAUACCAAUUUUUCCCGACCGGAAUGACAUGUGUUGUGCAUGCCCUAACAAACCCAGCAGACCUCCGGCUUGGCCGCCUGGGGUUCAUGAAGUGACACCUCCACCGAAACUAACUUUAACUCCCAAACCGGGCGUGGGGACAACCGAUAGGCCGAUUCCACCAGGAACAAAACCCAGUGUAGAUAAAGACGGUAUGCCAAUUCCACCGGGUCCUGGAACAAAACCUAGUGUAGACAAGGACGGCAAGCCAAUUCCACCAGGCACUUCAGGAGAAACUGGAGUCGGUGGUCCUGGGACAAAACCGACUGUAGACAAAGACGGCAAGCCAAUUCCACCUGGCCCUGGAGCAAAACCGACUGUAGAUAAAGACGGUAAACCAAUUCCACCAGGCACUUCAGGAGAAACUGGAGCCGGUGGUCCUGGAACUAAGCCAAGUGUAGAUAAAGACGGCAAGCCAAUUCCUUCAGGUCCUGGAACGAAGCCAAGUGUAGAUAAAGACGGUAAGCCAAUUCCACCAGGCACUUCAGGAGAAACUGGAGCCGGUGGUCCUGGAACUAAGCCAAGUGUAGACAAAGACGGUAAACCAAUUCCACCAGGUCCUGAAUCAAGACCUAGUGUAGACAAAGACGGCAAACCAAUUCCACCAGGUCCUGGAACGAAGCCAAGUGUAGAUAAAGACGGCAAGCCAAUUCCACCAGGCACUUCAGGAGAAACUGGAGUCGGUGGUCCUGGAACAAAACCGACUAUAGAUAAAGACGGUAAGCCAAUUCCACCGGGUCCUGGAACAAAACCUAGUGUAGACAAAGACGGUAAACCAAUUCCAGUAGGUCCUGGAACAACACCCAGUGUAGACAAAGACGGUAAGCCAAUUCCUCCUGGUCCUGGAACAAAACCUACUGUAGAUAAAGACGGUAAACCAAUUCCACCAGGCACUUCAGCAGAAACUGGAAUCGGUGGUCCUGGAACAAAACCGACUGUAGACAAAGACGGCAAGCCAAUUCCACCUGGCCCUGGAGCAAAACCGACAGUAGACAAAGACGGUAAACCAAUUCCACCAGGUCCUGGAACAAAGCCAAGUGUAGAUAAAGACGGUAAGCCAAUUCCUCCUGGUCCUGGAACACAACCUAGUGUAGAUGAAGACGAUAAGCCAAUUCCACCAGGCACUUCAGGAGAAACUGGAGCCGGUGGUCCUGGAACUAAGCCAAGUGUAGACAAAGACGGUAAACCAAUUCCACCUGGACUUGGAGCAAAACCUACUGUAGAUAAAGACGGCAAACCAAUUCCACCAGGUCCUGGAACGAAGCCUAGUGUAGAUAAAGACGGUAAACCAAUUCCACCAGGCACUUCAGGAGAAACUGGAGCCGGUGGUCCUGGAACUAAGCCAAGUGUAGAUAAAGACGGCAAGCCAAUUCCACCUGGUCCUGGAGCAAAACCUAGUGUAGAUAAAGACGGUAAACCAAUUCCACCAGGUCCUGGAACAAAACCUAGUGUAGACAAGGACGGCAAGCCAAUUCCACCAGGCACUUCAGGAGAAACUGGAGUCGGUGGUCCUGGAACAAAACCGACUGUAGAUAAAGACGGUAAGCCAAUUCCACCGGGUUCUGGAACAAAACCUAGUGUAGACAAGGACGGCAAGCCAAUUCCACCUGGUCCUGGAGCAAAACCAGCUGUAGACAAAGACGGUAAACCGAUUCCAGCAGAUCCUGGAACAAAACCAAGUGUAGAUAAAGACGGUAAACCAAUUCCAGUAGGUCCUGGAACAACACCCAGUGUAGACAAAGACGGUAAGCCAAUUCCUCCUGGUUCUGGAACAAAACCUGCUGUAGAUAAAGACGGCAAACCAAUUCCACCAGGCACUUCAGGAGAAACUGGAAUCGGUGGUCCUGGAACAAAACCAAAUGUAGACAAAGACGGCAAGCCAAUUCCACCUGGCCCUGGAGCAAAACCGACUGUAGAUAAAGACGGUAAGCCAAUUCCACCGGGUCCUGGAACAAAACCUAGUGUAGACAAGGACGGCAAGCCAAUUCCACCAGGUCCUGGAACAAAACCUAGUGUAGAUAAAGACGGCAAGCCAAUUCCAUCUGGUCCUGGAACACAACCUAGUGUAGACAAGGACGGCAAGCCAAUUCCACCAGGUCCUGGAACAAAACCAAGUGUAGACAAAGAUGGCAAGCCAAUUCCACCAGGUCCUGGAACACAGCCAACUAUAGACAAAGACGGUAAACCGAUUCCAGCAGAUCCUGGAACAAAGCCAAGUGUAGAUAAAGACGGUAAGCCAAUUCCAUCUGGUCCUGGAACAAAACCAAGUGUAGACAAGGACGGCAAGCCAAUUCCACCAGGUCCUGGAACAAAACCAAGUGUAGACAAAGAUGGCAAGCCAAUUCCACCAGGUCCUGGAACACAGCCUAGUAUAGACAAACACGGUAAACCAUUUCCACCAGGUCCUGGAACACAGCCUAGUGUAGACAAAGACGGUAAACCAAUUCCACCAGGUCCUGGAACAAAACCUGGUGUAGACAAAGACGGCAAGCCAAUUCCACCUGGCAAAACGGGAGAAUCUGGACUCGGUAGUCCUGAAACACCCCCUAGCGAAGAUAAAGACAGUAAAUCGGGCAUACUGGGAGAAGAAAUAAUCGUUGUUGGAACAACAACACCCAGUACAGGUAAAAACGGUAAACCGGGAGAACCUGGAAGCGGUGGUGCUGGAACCACUCCUAGUGGAGCUGCCAAAACAGCAAAACCUGGAAAACGUCCAACCAAGAAACCACCGGGUAAAAUGCCAAAGGGCAAAGACAAACCACAUGAUGAAGGACCGCUGGGCAAAAAGGCUACGAAAAAACCAAACUUGAAGCCAACACCGAACAUCCAGCGUAAGCUCGAUAAACUGAUUGAUGAUAUCGAGGAUAACAAGUGUGACCCGUAAGCACCCGUUGUUAAAUGGGGAGGAGGAAAGAUUAGUUUGCUAAGUAGAGUUAGUCAAUAAAGUGGCGUUGAUGUACGAAUAUAACGAGGUAAAGAAU